CGGAGCGUACCCCCCUGUGCUUUACCGUACCGAAUGCUUUCACCGGCUGGACCGCUGACGUCACAGCCAAUCGCUUCGCCAGCCGCCGCUGCAUUGUGCGCAUGCGCAGUCGACGGUGCUGAUUUUUCUGCGGUGUUAUCGAACGCCAUCUUGCACUUUUAAUUGGUAUUUAGACGCUUACGUUCAUCUUUGUCGGUGCCUGGGCGUCCGAAAUUCAGAGCCCAUUGGCCGCAGUUUCGAGCUGAAUUUCGUCACGGCACUCUACUCUGCCUCCUCCUCCCGUCCGUGUUCACCCUCUGCUCUCCCUGUUACGGCCCAGUCACUCUCUGCCUCUCUCCCAAAGCACCAUCAACCCUAUCUGCCACCUUCUCUCCCCAUCCGCUGUCCUCUGCCGGCCUCCCUCUGCCCCGACCGACCGACCGACCGCCGAUGAGGAGUCCCCCCGCCGGCAUGGCCGCCAGCUGAGCGCGCCACCACCGUCGCCGCCGCGUCAUGUCGUCGCUGCGACCGUCUCCGCUGAUGACCGUACCGGAGACACUCAUCGCUGACCAUGCCGCUCCACCUGCCAAAGUCAAUAAGGAGUCCUCACGGACGAGGCCGGACUCUGAGCCGCACAUUGGCAAGUACCAGCUGCUCAAGACCAUCGGCAAGGGCAACUUUGCCAAGGUCAAGCUGGCCAAGCACUUGCCGACCGGCGAGGAGGUGGCCAUUAAGAUAAUUGACAAGACGCAGAUGAACCCCGGCAGUCUACAAAAGCUGUUUCGGGAAGUGCGGAUAAUGAAGAUGCUCGAUCAUCCAAACAUCGUGAAACUGUACCAGGUGAUCGAGACCAAGAAGACGCUCUACCUGGUAAUGGAGUACGCCUCGGGCGGCGAGGUGUUUGACUACCUCGUCUUCCACGGACGCAUGAAGGAGAAGGAGGCGCGACUCAAGUUCCGGCAGAUCGUCUCCGCCGUCCAGUACUGCCACUCCAAACGGAUAAUACACAGGGACCUGAAGGCGGAAAAUCUGCUACUAGACAGUCAAAUGAAUAUCAAAAUAGCCGAUUUCGGCUUUAGUAACGAAUUUACCGUGGGCAGCAAGCUGGACACGUUCUGCGGCAGCCCGCCGUACGCCGCACCGGAGCUCUUCCAAGGUAAGAAGUACGACGGCCCGGAGGUGGACGUCUGGUCCCUGGGAGUGAUCCUCUACACAUUGGUCAGCGGCUCACUGCCCUUCGACGGCUCCAACCUCAAGGACCUGCGCGAGCGGGUGCUGCGCGGCAAGUACCGCAUCCCGUUCUACAUGUCCACCGACUGCGAGAACCUCCUCAGGAAGUUCCUGGUGCUGAACCCGACCAAACGGGCCAGUCUGGAGCAGGCCAUCAUGCGGGACAAAUGGAUGAACUCUGGCUGCAAUGAGGAGGAGCUGAAGCCCUACGUGGAGCCCGAACACUGCAUGGACGACCCGCGAAGGAUAGAGCAGCUUGUCGGCAUGGGCUACGCGAGAUCAGAUGUCGAAACCAGUCUCAAGGAGGGCAAGUUUGACGAUAUCUAUGCUACCUACCUGCUGAUGAGCCGGCGAGCAGCUGAUCUCGAGUCUGACGGCUCACAGUCUGGCUCGUCCCUCUCGCUGCGACACAUGGGUCCGGGCGCGCCCACGCCGCCGCCCACCAGCCUCCAGUCGCCGCCCCACAACAAGGUGCACCGGUCCAUCUCGGCCACCACCAACAGCAAGCCCAACCGGCGCGCAUCCUCGGGCGUGAGCACCACGUCAACACGACCGGCAGCGUUAGCCAACAUCAACAACUUCAAGCGGCAGAACACCAUCGACUCUGCCACCAUCAAGGCCAACACGGCCAGGAUCAGUAUGGGCAGCCGGCAGGCGGGCGGCGCCGUCUCGUCCGCGGUCGCGCCGCCGUCCGCCGCUGCCGGAGAGUCCGGCAAACCGGCGCACUGGUCGGCCAAGUCGGCCGUCAAGACCACCCCUCUGAGGUCAGCCGGCUCGGCGGCAGCGCGCACCGUCGGCCCGGCGGCCGGCGCCGACGCGCUACGGGCGGCACAGGACGGCACGGCGUUCGCAGAUUUGAAGUUGAACUCGGAAGAGUCGUCAGCUAAGGCGACGGCCGAUGGGGACGCCGGUCGGGGAUCGAACGUGCGGUCUGUGCGACUCGACUCGGCGGAGGAGGUCUCCGCGGAACCCAAGACGCCGAGCUCGGCCAAGAAGGAUUCGACGAGCUCGGCGCCGCCGACUAACCGCACACCUACCAGCACGGCGUCUCUGACGGCGACGGGCACCGCCCCCGCCACCACCGCCGCCCCCGCCCCCGCCCCGACCGCCGCCGCCGCCGCCGCCGCGUCGCCCGGCUCCCUGCCGCGACCGGUCAAGGUCAAGUCGAGCUCAGUGUCGUCGGCGCAGGGCUCGGCGCCGCGUCCCUCCUCAGAGCUGCGGCCCAGCAGCGCCGGCCGCGCCACUGCGCCGCUCUCGGCGGCGGCCCGGACGGCCGGUCGCGGUGAUCCGGCCUUCAGUCGCAACAUUCCCAGCCGCUCGACGUUCCACUCCGGCCAGACUCGCUCGCCGGGCUACCGACCCGCCGGCGUCGGCGGGCCGCACGACGCCAGUCGCACCUCGUUCUUCUCAAAACUGUCGUCAAAGUUCGCCAAACGCCCGCCCUCUCUGUCGCGGGACGAGCGACCCGUGUCGGCCAGCCCUGCCGCCGGCACCGUCAAGCGGGACACGCCGGCCACCGCGGCGCGCAAGUCGGGCAGUCUGCGACGGGACGAGAAGCCGCCGUCGGCCGGUCUGGCGCUGCGCCGAUCGGGCAGCGCCGCCGGCGGCUCGUCGAAAGCGGCCGCCGCCCGCGCCGCAGCCAUCGCCGCCGCCGCCGCGGCUGCCUCGUCCAACUCGGCCAAGCCGGGAGACAUGGCCCCGCUCACCCCCGGCCGCACACGACCCGCCACUGACGGGCCGGGGGACACGCCAGCUCCGACGCCCUCCCGACCAGCCGCUGACCGGCCGGUGAUGACGACCCCGAUGACGGCGUCCAACGGUGAGGCGGAGCCGGUGAAACCGCGCAGCCUGCGCUUCACCUGGAGCAUGAAGACCACCUCGUCCCGCGACCCGCAGGAGAUUAUGGACGAGAUCAGGAAGGUGCUGGACGCAAACAACUGUGACUACGACCAGCGCGAGAAGUUCCUGCUGCUCUGCGUGCACGGCGACCCGCGCACCGACUCGCUGGUCCAGUGGGAGAUCGAGGUCUGCAAGCUGCCGCGCCUCUCGCUCAACGGCGUCCGCUUCAAACGCAUCUCGGGCACCUCGAUCGGCUUCAAGAACAUUGCCAGCAAGGUGGCCAACGAGCUGAAACUGUGACCCGAGGCCGGCCCGGCGCCGGAGUCGGAGCCGGAGUCCGACCCGCAGGCGCAGUUCGAGGCGGCCGCCGAGCUGCCGGCAGCGGCCGGCGGCGCGCGGUGCCGGUGCCGGCCGGAGCCGCCGCCGCCGCGCCGCCGUCAUCCCGCCUGCUGAGCUCCGCGGCGAGAUAGCGAGAGAGAAAGCGAGAGCGAUGGAGUGCGUGUGUGUGAGGGAAAGAGAGAGUGAAAGAGGCGUGCGUCGCCGUUGUUUUCCUUUUAUAUCAUUGUUACGUCUAUGCGCGCGCGCUCGGGCGGCGGAGUGGCCUGCGCCUGUGGUCCGCGGCAGCCCGACCGGCCCGGCGCCCACCGCAGACAAUCGACACGCGACAGCUGUGAUCGCCCCCCACACGUGGACCCCAGAGUGCGCGGGAGGAACGGGAGGGAGGGCCCCGAGUGACUGGCACAGAGGUGGUACGAGUAUGCUCCGUAGGUGGCCUAUCCACCAGUUGGGCCGCGUAUUCGGCGGCCGCGCGCUAAUUCUAACAUUUUGUGGAUGUAUUUAUUAGUAUUGGGCGCCGCGAACCGACCGGCCCUGCGUCGCCGGUCGGCCGGCCGGCGCCGUCUGUUGAGAUACGUUUAUCAUAUUCAUCGCGGUCGCCGCUGGGCGCGAGGCUCCGGCGGCGGCCGCCCCCGCCCCCGCCCCCGCCGCGGGCGGGCGGGCGGGCGGACGCUCGGUCGUCUGUUUUUAUGGAGUGGACAGUGGAGAGUGCCGUUUGCACAAGGCCGGGCGGCGCGCGUAUCUGUACAUAGGAGCGAUGUGGUGCUGACUGGGCCGCCGGCCGCUGGGUCGGCGCCUGUGUGAUAUGUGUGCGCCGCGCCGGCGGUCAGAAAGGCCGACCGACACAGAGAGAAAGAACGAGAAAGAGCGCGACCGAUUCCAAACUAAACCCGACUAUAGUGUUGCGCGAUUGGUCAACGAGUAGUACGGUCGCGUGACACGCUCGGGUUUCGUUACAUCUCUCUGUACAGAAUGCUAAUAGCUCUAAAAAUACAUGUGAUAAAAGGAC
Messenger RNA from Amphibalanus amphitrite, 4393 nucleotides. Its product is annotated as MAP/microtubule affinity-regulating kinase 3-like. Gene Ontology annotation, biological process: intracellular signal transduction; microtubule cytoskeleton organization; protein phosphorylation. The record is from RefSeq and is a predicted model, not a curated record. The coding region runs from base 493 to 3348 and encodes 951 amino acids. Gene Ontology annotation, cellular component: cytoplasm. Lineage: Eukaryota; Metazoa; Arthropoda; Thecostraca; Balanomorpha; Balanidae. The transcript has 18 exons. Gene Ontology annotation, molecular function: ATP binding; tau-protein kinase activity; protein serine/threonine kinase activity.